Molecule: messenger RNA, 545 nt
Organism: Microbotryum saponariae
Lineage: Eukaryota; Fungi; Basidiomycota; Microbotryomycetes; Microbotryales; Microbotryaceae
Source: the annotation of a GenBank genome assembly
AUGUCCGUUCAGUCGAGGGAUUUGGAACAAUUCAUUGAGCAUGGUGGGUGCUAUCGACGUCAUGGUUCCCGCCGACCUGGGCGGUAGCGACUCCUUGCGGCACUCUUUCAGCACCGGGACCCACGCCGGCUCGCGAUCGCAUUGGCGCGAACACUUUCAUCGAGUCAUCAUCCGCAUCGCCAUCGCCCGCAGACUUCGUUUUCGAAUGGUCCUCUCAGAGAGCUUCUGCCGGCUAUGUGUGCCGGUACUGUGGUGGCGAGCGCAUGUGGUAUCGUCGCGCCGUUCGACACGCCACGAGACACGCCACGACCAAGAAGCACCUCGACGCGUACAACAGUCGAGCCGAUCCCGUUGUCAAUUCGUUCAACUGGUUACUGCAACCCACGGCCCAGGCGCUCUCGAGCGGCGACGAGGCGGAUUUGGUCGAUUUCAAUGAAAAUCCGGCAGAGACCGGCACAAUAAGCCACUCUCUGGUGGCUUGGUCUGUUUUGGCCGGGUCGCAAACGCGGCUGCGAGCGAGCGAGUGCGAGCGUGGCUUCGGCUGA